AUGGAUUAAAAAAUGUUUUUCCUAGUAUUGGAACCUGCUCAGACAAAGACCUUCUAAAAAUUGCCACGUUUACAGAAGAGAAGACUUUUCAAAGAUUAGAAAGAAGCUGUAACAAUAGGUGAGAUCUUAGCCUAUAUAAGAAAAUAAUUGAAUAAAUCUAAAUAUACUUCUCUAAUUAUCUAUGCUCUGGAUUAUAUUUAUGACAAUAAGGGAUUGCUGACAGACAAGAAGGAUGGACAUCUUUAUCUAGUCUAUAGUUAAGAGGAUAUAUUCGGCUGA
Molecule: messenger RNA, 279 nt
Organism: Stylonychia lemnae
Lineage: Eukaryota; Ciliophora; Spirotrichea; Sporadotrichida; Oxytrichidae
Source: the annotation of a GenBank genome assembly